AUGUUUGUUGGCAUAUUGUCCGCAGAAGUGAAUAGUUCUUUAUUCCACGAGAAUGUCGAUGAUGAUGAUGUUCAGUCUCUUGAACCUCUAUCAAAACCGUCAGAGGAAUUUGAAGAACCAAGUAGUCCAACAAAAAGUGUCACUACCAUGGAGUUAUUUGAAGAUCCUCGAGAAGAUCCAUUAGCAACAUUUCUUAUGCAAGUAUUCAUUACACUGGUAUUAAGUAGAAUAUUAGCCAAAAUUCUAUCUUUUAUUCGUCAACCACAAGUUAUUGGACAAAUACUCACUGGUAUUAUAUUGGGCCCAAGUGUUUUUGGAUAUAUACCAGGUUUUAAUCGAUCUAUAUUUCCAGAACAUAGUGUAGUUACAUUUCAAAUGGUGGCUAAUUUAGGUUUGUUAUUUUUUAUGUUCUUUUUGGGAUUAAAACUAGAUCCACAAGAAAUAAAAGAAGGAUGGCGCCGAACAUUACCAGUUGCAUGUGCAAGUAUCAUUGUACCAGUAGGAAUUGGUUGCGCAGCAAGUUUAUGGUUAUAUGAAAUGAAUGGACCAACAGUGAAAGCGUCAUUCAUAUUGUUUAUUGGCAGUGGCAUUGGAUUUAGUGCAUUUCCAGUGUUGGCAUCAUUAUUACAAGCAAAUAAUAUGAUCACAUUACCAAUAGGUAUAUUAACAAUUAGUGUUGCUGCCAUCGAAGAUAUUGUUGUAUGGGUUGUAUUAGCAAUUGCCAGUGCUUUUUCUGAUGGUGGAAGUAUGUUACAAGGUCUUUAUACGUUACUAUUAACAUUGGGUUAUGUUUUAAUAAUGAUAUUUAGCGUCAAACCAUUAUUAGGUUUAUUACAUAAGUUUUAUGUCAAAAAGAAUGAUGAAUUUAAUAUUUAUUUAGUUGUUGUUUGUCUAAUGUUGUUAAUCGUCUCAGCUUUUACAACGCAAGUGAUUAAUAUUCAUGCCUUCUUUGGAUCGUUUAUUUGUGGUCUAAUCAUUCCUCGAAGUGGAACAUUACAUGAAUUUUUAGCAUUGAGAAUAGAAUUAUUCAUUGUUGAAUUCUUUCUUCCACUUUAUUUUGCAAAUAGUGGUAGAAAAACUGAGCUAUAUCUCUUAAACACAAUAUCAGCAUGGUAUACACUACUUGUAUUAGUCAUAUUAGCAUCGUUAGCUAAAAUAAUUCCUGUUUCAUUAAUGACAAAAUUAGUAUCAAAACAAUCGUGGUCUUAUAGUGUUUCUGUUGGUAUUUUAAUGAAUACUCGAGGCAUUGUUCAACUAGUCGUAUUGAACAUUGGUGUUGAAUUAAAAGUUUUAUCGUCAAAAAUAUUUGCCAUAUUCGUAUUAGCAGCUACAAUAAUGACGUUUAUGACAUCUCCGUUAAUAUAUUUAAUUUAUUUACGUAAAAGAAAUGAUCAUUCGCUUGAAAAAGAAUUGAUUAAAUCAUCUAAAAAGUCUAACAAAAAUACUAGUAAUUAUUGUUUUUGUUGCAUUAAACAGAAUAUUAUCGAAAAAUCAGAUAACUUUACUUCAUCUUAUCAUUCUCAUAGUUCUAACAAAUAUCCAACAGUACAAGAACAAGAAAGAAAACCUCUAUAUAAUACCAGUUUUUCGGAACAAUAUCCAAUACGUCAUAAUUUAGAACAAGAAAAAAAUCAAGUGGUUAGAAAUAAUAUUCAGCAUGUAAAUAAUCGUGUCAUCAGUUAUAAAAAUCUACCAUAUAAUCACAGGCGUUUGCUUCACACACACAAUAAUCAAAAUUUACACUUAAAUUUUCCAAAAAGACAACUUUGGCCUAAACAGACAAACAGUAUAAAUAACAAAUCAUUAUCAUCAGAUUAUUCCAUCAGUUUUUCGACGAUACAAUCCUGA
This is a messenger RNA of Didymodactylos carnosus, 1848 nucleotides long. NCBI's taxonomy places the organism in Eukaryota, Metazoa, Rotifera, Eurotatoria, Philodinida, Philodinidae. The record is from the annotation of a GenBank genome assembly.